This is a messenger RNA of Mauremys reevesii (Reeves's turtle), 3162 nucleotides long. It is a transcript of the gene POLR3H, whose product is annotated as RNA polymerase III subunit H. Gene Ontology annotation, biological process: transcription initiation at RNA polymerase III promoter; DNA-templated transcription. Gene Ontology annotation, molecular function: DNA-directed RNA polymerase activity; DNA binding. Bases 312 to 932 code for a protein of 206 amino acids. The record is from RefSeq and is a predicted model, not a curated record. Gene Ontology annotation, cellular component: RNA polymerase III complex. The transcript has 7 exons. NCBI's taxonomy places the organism in Eukaryota, Metazoa, Chordata, Testudines, Geoemydidae.
CCCUGGGGGGGGGAAGGCCUCGGGACAGCGGCGGGCCCGUGGGCGCUCUGGGUUUGCGCGGAUCCCCCGGCGGUGGCGGGUUCCCCAGCCGAGGGGCCUCGCCCAAGCGUGUCCUGCCCCGAUACCCCGCGCCUGCCGCUGGGACGUUUUUCCUGCUUGUGUGAGACGUGACCCGAGGUGAAUUGAAGCCGCCGCCACCCUCCAGGGGAAGAGCUCGGCGCCCUUUGCUGGCCCGGAGUUCGUGUGUCUGAUCUAAAACCCGCCCUGGGCUGCGCUAGGAGUAACUCGGGGGACACUUGCUACUAGCCACCAUGUUUAUUCUAGUGGAGAUGAUGGAUACGGUACGGAUUCCUCCAUGGCAGUUUGAAAUGAAACUCAAUGACUCCAUUGCCGAAGAGCUAAAUAAGAAGUUAGCUAACAAGGUUGUGUACAAUGUUGGCCUCUGCAUCUGUCUGUAUGACAUCACAAAGCUGGAAGACUCGUACAUAUUUCCUGGGGAUGGUGCGUCACACACUAAAGUGCAUUUCCGGUAUGUGGUAUUCCAUCCCUUUCUGGAUGAGAUUCUGAUCGGUGAGAUUAAAGGCUGCAGUCAGGAUGGAGUUCAUGUUUCUCUUGGUUUCUUCGAUGACAUUGUCAUCCCUCCAGAGUCCCUGCAGCAGCCAGCUAAGUUCGAUGAAGCAGAGCAGGUCUGGGUGUGGGAAUAUGAGACAGAAGAAGGGGCUCAUGACCUGUACAUGGACACGGGGGAGGAGAUCCGCUUCCGGAUAGUGGAUGAGAACUUUGUUGACACAUCUCCUACAGGUCCAAGCUCCACAGAGGCCUCCACCUCUGGUGCCACAGAGGAGGUACAGAAGAAGGAGGCACCCUACACUCUGGUGGGAUCUAUCAGUGAGCCUGGCCUGGGUCUCCUCUCAUGGUGGACAAACAGUUAGCAGCAGUCAAACUUGUUCUGCAUGGACCCUACAGGAUGGAUGCUUUCAGGGAUUGCAAGAGCCAGCUGGGGCCCUGCUCCCCUCCAGGCAGUGGACAAGAAAGCAGGGCUUCCAUGUUCCUGUCUGCUCCCCACCAGGUCAAGCUGAUAACUGCCAAGAAAUACCUCCCUUAGAACUGUACAAGUAAAACUACAGACGUGGAAGGGCUGCCCUGUUAUGUGGACCCAGCAGCCACAAACCCAUCUGGGACUUUGACAUCCUGGAAAGCAGAUCAAAAUUGGGUUCAAAUGCCAAAGAAAGUCUCUGCUGUCUUGAAAAAGAACAGUCUGAGUUAUAGUGGCAGGACAAGUGGUGCUGUCUGGCCAGAAGAAACUGGUAAUUCCCUACCACACCCAGUCUCCUGGCUUGAGAAAUGUAAUGAGGUGUAAGCAAAGGCCUGUCUCUCCUUUAGUGGAAGUGUUCAUAUCUCCUUGGCACAAAACAAGGAGGUGCUGCUGUCUGAACAUGAGAGAGAACCACAAAGUAUGGGAAAGGAAUACAUUGGCUCUUAAGCCAUUGUAAACCCUGGUGAUGAACGGAUGGGAAUCCAGCCCAUAGAGGAGGAUUCACUUCACUGAACAAGGGAGCUGGAGUUCUGUUACCUGAAUUGCUAUGAAGAUGGAAGGGUGACAGCUUACUAAGAAGCAAUUUAGCUUUGGUUUCUAAUCCUUUGCUGUUCUCUGAAAACAACCACCUGCUAUUGUGCUGAAGUGAGAUGCUGUAAUACAGUGCAUGGACUGUAGUCUUAUGCAAAACAAGCUCAAUUCUACUGGUGGCUUGGCUGAAAUGGUCACUUAAUUUUAGGAGAGGCCAUCUUGCUGAGUAAAGCUGUAUUUCCAGUCCCUGAAGGGGCAAGAAGGCUGGUUUUAAUAUUAGAUGAAUAAAUGUUAUUACUAGCUAUACACAACCCAGCUUCUUCUCUAUCAGGAACAGACAAACCCAGGCUCCUGCAGCCUGGGAUGCUUACUCCAUCUUGAUGCAGAUACUUUCUGGUUUCUACUUUUGAGGAGCAGCAUUAAACACAGGAACCAAAUUCAAUUACUUUUGCUGACAGCAAUGAAAGGAAAGCAGGGAACAAAAAGUUAGUGGGAGUCUGCAGGGCAGGGAGCCAGGACUGUGAUGUGUUUUGCAUGAUUAAAUAGUAGCCAUUUUGUGGGGGCUAAAACCAUGAAAGUAAAGCUUAAGUCACUGGAAUCAUUCCUGCAAUAUAAUUACAGCUCCUUGCUUCUAAGCUUGGCUGUUACUGGUUCAUAGAUUUAAUAAAAAGGAAGUCUAGAAUUCAUCUUAGCACAGCUAUCUGAAUUUAUGAAGUCCCUUCUGUGCUGUCUCCAGCUUCUAAUGAAGUAUAGCAAUACUGACCAAACAUUGCUCUAACAGGGCUGCUAAUGGGAAAGAAAGGUAUUGUAUUUUACAGAACGUUGUAGCUUGGAGCACAGGAGGAGCAGAUUUGAGCAUGUUCUAGGAAUUGGCUUCAAGGAGAGGAUGCUCUUCACACCGACUCAUCUUUGUAUUUUAAGGCACUUUGGCUAUGUGAAAACUAUGGCUUCCAAGCAGCUGAAGUCUGACCAAUAAAAACUACUGGUGGUGUGUCUCAUACACUAGUUAUUGCACUGUGACCUAUGCACACAGGGUCAUGAACAACUAGCAAGUUACAGCACUGGCAGUGCUGUCUACCCCUCUGAGUUCUGAGGCUAGAUUGAAGCUUGCAUUGGUGCAGUGUCAGAGAAAUGGAAAAGUUCUCUAAUUUUCAGUAUUUUGGAAUAUAAGUGAGGCAAUAUGCUAGCAUACACCUAGCAAUUCCCAGAGUCCCAGCAUGGACUCUUCACCCCAGCUAUGUAUUACUGCUGUUCCUUUCAAAGGCAGCAAUAAAUUAAGAGGGUAGUUGGAACUACACAGCUGAGAGUUGCUUCCCCCUAACCCUUGCUGCCGUUGGGGCCCUUCUGUUCCCAGUAAGUGAAUUUCAGACCCCAUUCUAAAAAACAAGUCUUCCACUUGGCAUUGCAUGUAUACUUUUACUCUGCUUCCAACAAGUGUUCUGCUUGUAUGUGCUGACUAUCUGAAACAUACCAUAUCUCCUCUACGGUGCUUGGUACUCAUGCUUAUUGUCUGAAAGCCUUUCAGCUACUUAGAUACAAGUGAUUUCUGGACCUAUUCACUGAGUGAGUGAAGAAUCAAUUAGUUAAGAUUUGCA